UUGCUUUUUUUUUCUCACUUUUUUUUCGCAUUUCUCUCUCUCCCAUUCGUUUUGACCCUGCCUGUGUGCAUCUACUAGCUCCCUAGCACCUAUCAGCCGUGUGGAUUCUAUCUAUAUCUUUUCUACUACUUUCUCAUUACAACACAAUGGUAGUAUUCGUGGACCUAGACCAUGAUACAGACCUAGACCAUGAUAUACUCAGCAAGCAUCAGUUCCCGCCGGGUCCCGAUGCCUUGCCUCAUCUGUUCACAGAACCUGGGAAGUCGAUAUUGUCCAAACUGAUGACUGUCGAGUCUCCGCAGUCCCAAACCGACGCACCAUGCAACACUUCGCAGGAUAAUUUGGAAGCGAAGAUCGCAAAUCAAAAUGCCUUCUCAGCCGCUCUGGCCUGUUAUCCGAUCGCUAAAGAGAUCGCCCGAUCAGUGGAUCUAAACACCCUGCACGCCUUAUCGCUGACGUGCCGCCAAUUCCAUGAAAAUCUAGCCGAGAAUCGCUCUCAACUCAUCAAGCAAACCUUACGCUGCGAGAAUGAGUACAUUGAGACACUAUCAGACUUGCUACGCAGCGGUACCCCAAUCCCCAACAAGGUCAAGUCCGUGAUGCGGCUUGUGAACCACCAGGGCCGAAGCUCUGGGCGCUUAACUUCUGGCAAGGUUGCAAAAUGUGCCCGAGACAUGGUCGCGGAAUGCCGCCGAUGCUCUAAGGUGGUUUGUCGAAAUUGCACAGCCAAGCCUCUCAAUAGCAGUAUGUUUAAGAAUCGUAUCCGUCGUCUUUGCACCACCUGUCAGACAGCACCACUAGCCGAUCUUAUUGCCCUGCCUUCCUCAUCCCAGAACUCUAGUUUUACAACCGAAGCUUUUCAGCGUACACCUUGCUCGUGUGCAGAUUCCGUCUGGCUCUGUCAUCAAUGCAGAAUGGUUGUACGCAACCAGGACACAAUGUACCGCCGAGCAUGGACGUGGCGGACCAGAUACAGUACCUCCCUUGGUGGGCUAGGCACUGGAAUUGGCAAUUGCUGCCAGGGCAUCGAAUGCGGUCGUAAACAGGAUUGUUUAGCAGCGCAGGAGAUCGAGCGAGAAGUGGAAUGUGAAGCAGACGGGUAUUCCGGCAGUCCAUACGGAACGACAUAUGGUAAUACGGGCUUCCAUAACCACUCGAACGAUCACCGAGACAGCCGUAAAGAAGAAGAGCCUGGGUAUUUCAGGCAAGAGAUCAUCGGGAUCGGAGGCGCUGUCAAGCUUAAAGCAAAGAAGCGAGUCAUGAUAGGAGCCUGUGUAGGUGAGCACGAGGAAGACUCGGAUCAGUUCUUGGCUCGUGAAGAAGCGGAGCAACUCCGAAGCUGGUGUGGAUGGUGUUGGAGAGUCAUCCCAUCCAAAAGUGACCUUCAAUAGGCGGCCACAUGGCAGGCAUUCAAAUGCUAUCUGUUCGAUUCCCGUGAUGAUCAAAAAUCCCAUUUUGCCGAUGUCUUAUUUCUAGCCCAGAUACAGCUAGUAUUUGCUUAGCUGUACAGUUAUAUAGCGCAUUCAUCAGACUACUACUUGCUCAGUCUCCCUCUCGCUUGUACACCAUUCCAGGACCACCCUCUUCGGACAUUAUUCGGCUAUUCAUUAUUCGAUUAUUCUAUUAUUCUUCUAUCGCCGCUGUUUCAACCCCACAUGUUGACUUCGCCUUUCCUCCUGUAUCUUAGACAAACACCAAAACCUAUGCCGGAAAAUGUUGAUGUGAGUUAUGUUGAAUAUAUUGAGGUGCAAGCUUAGAUCUUCAGCCAACGAUGGUUUUUGGUCGAGUGGGAGAAGCGAAAAAAAAUUCCUCAAUAAUUAAUCGAUUAAUC
Messenger RNA from Aspergillus alliaceus, 1831 nucleotides. RefSeq lists its product as uncharacterized. Bases 147 to 1391 code for a protein of 414 amino acids. The transcript is spliced from 3 exons. NCBI's taxonomy places the organism in Eukaryota, Fungi, Ascomycota, Eurotiomycetes, Eurotiales, Aspergillaceae. The record is from RefSeq and is a predicted model, not a curated record.